CUUGUUGAUAUAUUACUUAACUUAAACGUUAUUUUUUGGAAGAUGAAAGUGGCUUCUGCAUAUCAGACUCCACUAGUCAGAGAGACGAUGACGUCAGAAAUGUGAAUGUCCAUUGGCCAAUAGAGCUUUCGUUGCUCCGAGAAGAGGGAAGUGAUUGGCUGUCAGAUCGCCGACCAGCUCCUUCCUGCGGCUGUGGAUAUCUAGCGAUUGGGGUUUGCAAUUUGCAUUGUGGUAGACAGAGGGCCGUGUCGAUGUUCCGUGAUCUUUGGCCCCUUGUGAAAUUCCCGAAGUGUCAGCCUAACCACGCACUCAGCGCGAUGAAAUUGGGCGAGCGCUUUCGGAGGACAGCGUACGCAAAAACAGGGUACCGUGUUUAGGAUCACCACAGCAGCCGAGAGAUCAAAGCGAGCGAGGUCUGCCAGCCCAACUCCGGCGGACGUUGCGUGUGAAUGCGGUGACUGUCAACAGCGUCAUCCCUCCCUGCUUUUAUAUAAUGGAAGAUUACAUACAGAUAUGAUGUGCUAAUACAGAAAGGCGCGUAAGACGCACGGUUCCCCCGGAAUAAAGAUACACGUCUGCUGGGAAGUUGGAGAUAGAAAUAAUUCGGUGUUGAUGACCACAAAGGCGAGGCUCGAGUUUACUUCACGACGGCUCAACUCAUCCCGAGGCUGGUAUUUCUCGCCCGUGUUCCUGUGAAACUGAAGCAAUGGCGAGGCACACGGCAGUCCGGGCUCGAGUCAUUUGUCUUGCUUUCAUCAGUUAGCCUUCCGUGGGUGGCCACCUAACCCACAACUAGUAGGACUAGCAGACUCCAGCAGUCUGUCAGCUGCAACGCGAGCUCCGCGCAGGUGGUGUCGGUACGAGGUGAAGCUGGCGGCCCUUCGGUUAGAGUCGGAGGAGAAGGAUCUGGGCGCCAUGGCGUGGGUGCUGAAGAUGGACGAUGCUUCCAUCGAGUCUGGUCUUGUGCACGACUUUGAUGCCAGUUUAUCUGGCAUCGGCCAGGAGCUCGGGGCUGGCGCGUACAGCAUGAGUGAUGUGUUGGCCCUGCCCAUCUUUAAGCAGGAAGAUGUUAGUGUUCCUGUGGAGUCCGACACCAAGAAUCCUCCGUUUCAGUAUGUGCUGUGUGCCGCCACGUCCCCCGCUGUUAAACUGCACGAUGAGACGCUCACCUACCUAAACCAAGGCCAGUCUUAUGAGAUCCGGUUGCUUGAUAACAGGAAAAAAGGGGAGAUGCCGGAACUCAAUAACAAGACUGUGAAGAGUAUAGUUAGGGUGGUUUUCCAUGACCGAAGGCUUCAGUACAUGGAGCACCAGCAGCUGGAGGGCUGGAAAUGGAAUCGGCCCGGCGAUCGCCUCCUUGACAUCGAUAUCCCUAUGUCGGUUGGCAUCACUGAGCCCUUCACACACGCCUCCCAGCUAAAUGCUGCAGAGUUCCUGUGGGAUGUCUCGAAGAGAGCGUCUGUGUUUGUGCAGGUUCACUGCAUCAGUACAGAGUUCACCCCGAGGAAACACGGCGGAGAAAAAGGAGUUCCGUUUCGUAUCCAGAUCGACACCUUUAAACAGGAUGAAAGCGGAGAGUACACGGAGCACCUGCACUCGGGCAGCUGCCAGAUCAAAGUCUUCAAGCCAAAGGGUGCCGACAGAAAACAGAAAACUGACAGAGAGAAGAUGGAAAAGCGGACUGCACACGAUAAAGAGAAAUAUCAGCCUUCUUAUGACACCACCAUUUUGUCAGAGGCAAGAAUAUUGAGCUCAGCCGUUAACAUCAGUGAUAUGGAUAUAUUACUUUGUACUCGAUUAGAGCCUGUGAUCGAGGAGACUGUGGAACAAGAGCUGAAGAAAUCGAGCAAGCGGACACUUCCUGCAGACUGCGGAGAUUCCAUCGCCAAAAGCAAGAGAGGAAGUUGUUCCCCGUGGCCGGAUAGUCCAUACGUCAAUCCGAAUACAGCAGCCACUCCAACCUUCACCUCCAGCACACACACCUCCUACAGUACGAGCACCACGAGACCGGACAGCGAGUCAUCAUCACCUACCCACCAGGUGGACCCGGUUAGCAUCGUGUCUACGGAGUCUCUGAGUCCCACAGCGUCUAUACAGGAGGCACAGAAGUGGCUGCUUAAGAAUAGAUUUAACUCAUACAGUCGCAUGUUCACUCAUUUCUCAGGUUCUGAUCUACUGAAGUUAACUCGUGAAGAUUUAGUCCAAAUAUGUGGUGCAGCUGAUGGAAUCCGACUCUUUAAUGCACUAAAAUCAAGAGCGGUGCAUCCCAGACUUACGGUCUAUGUUUCCAUGGAGGCUUCGCCAAAUGACAGCCCUCUUUCGGAGAAGCAUGGUCACAGCAAAAACGGAGAUCAUGGCAGCCCCACAUCCAUACAUGGAUUAACAAGUAAUAUUGACACAUUUUACCACGCUCUUUACCUUGAGGAGAUGACCGCAUGUGAGCUUACCAGGAAAAUCUCCAGCGUUUUGGCUUUGCCACUGUCCCACAUUAACCAAGUCUAUAAGCAAGGACCUACAGGAAUACACAUACUACUCAGUGACCAGAUGGUUUAUAACCUACUUGAUGAGACCAGUUUCAUUGUCAGUACAAUACAAGAUGACACAUGUGAUGGAUUUCACCUCAUCCUGAAGUAAACAUAACGGAUAGACGUAACUCAGAGAAUGUAAUGACAACAUUAGGCUCCAUACUGCCAAUAUUGAGCAUCGAACAUGUUCCCUCCAUCCUUCUCUCUCUUCCUUUCUUGAUCUCGCUCUCUCGUUCUUCACGUUUCAGACUUUGGAGAUGGAGAGAGAGAGCUGGGCUUGGGCAGGGCCUCCUAACUGUUAGAAUCUGACUUCAGUGUGCAAAUUGUUUCAUAUUGAAAACACUUAAACUGAUGCCAGUGUGUGUGUAAGCGGUGGGCUAUGUAUAGUAAAGUAUGUGUGUGCUUCUAAAAGGUUGAUUUGAGAAGGAUGGAGGUGGCCAGAAACCAUUAGGGAAGCGGAGAUUCGUGACCACUAUUACUUCAGCAUGGUUUUUGUGGAAGGUUCUGAUUGUAUGACUCUGAGAUGGCUGAACCUCGCUCAGCCUACGCUCAGACUCCUCACGUUGCAAGUUGCGAACAUACAGUACUUAAGUUUGUUCGCCUUUGUCUGUGUCAUGUCAAUGUUGCCCAUUUGGACAGCCCGGAUAUUGUUCGUAUUGUCACCAUUGCACCCAUUUGUUAGAUAUAUAAUAAAAUGUGGGGAAAUGUCCUGACUUAGGCAUGCGCAGGACGUCUUGAUGUCUGUCCGGAUGAACUGAUUUCCUUGAGUUUAAGUAUGAUGCCCUGCAGCUAUUCUGAGGCUGUUGGACUACGUUUAGGAUGUGUCCUACUCGUACAGAUGGUAUUGUCAGUGCUGAUAUUGUUUUCUUAUUCCUCUAUUAAGACCAAUUUUGCUUGGUGCCAUUAUAACUGUUGACUAGAUUCUGUUCAACCUACAGUUUCUUGAAAUCUUAGCGUUUACACUUUGUAACUCAGGUGGAUAAAUAUGGAAUCCACUUUUGAUUCAACAGUGGGAGUCUAUAAUUUUUAGAUUGUGAUUCUUGUGCUUCAUGUUGUCUGUGCCUGGUAACUGUUACCCGCCCUGUAUAGUAGCUCAUGGCACAGAUUAUAACACACAUUAUUGAUAUGAGAAGCAAGCACAAUCACAAAACUCCAUAAAUUUCCCAAAAUGCCUUUGCGUUUUUUUAUGCUUAUGUUUCUGGUCUAGGAUGGUAAUACGUUUGACUGGUCCAUUGCCCGGUUUUAUUCGCCAGUUCCAGUUAACUCAUACUCAUUAUACAGUCAUUCAGGGCAUUGUCUCUGUGGUUUUUUUCUAUUGUUAUUUGUUUCCUUCUCCUUGAAUAGAGACUGCCUUAGUAGGUCAUCUCAGUAGUAUGUAUUGGGCAGCUGUGCUUUGGCAUGUACUGUGCUUAUUUUUGCCCCUUUACAGAGGAGCAUGGCUGUAAGAAUGUUGACUCCUUUUAAUUCUUAAAAAAAAAAGGAACGACCAAGUCUGCACUGAACUGAAUCCACAACAAACGUCACGCCGUUGGAUACCUUGCUGUUGUCAGAAGCUCACUUCGAAUUUUGGUGUACACAAAGUUUCCAGGAGAAGAUAUGAUCAACGUAUAAAUACACAACGAGGUGGUGUUUUCUUCCUCGGAUCGAAUGCUCUGGAUCACAUGGACUGUCCUCCGCAUUUCUGUGAUGCUAGUCAUGGUGCCCCCACGUCACUGUCUAAAGAAGCCCCUCUUUCAUAGGGGGUGCUGAGAUGUACACAAUUAAUGCCUGUACCAGAAAUAAAAUAAUUUUCAUAUAA
Triplophysa dalaica is the source of this 4323-nucleotide messenger RNA. RefSeq names its product upstream binding protein 1 (gene ubp1). Gene Ontology annotation, biological process: regulation of transcription by RNA polymerase II. Gene Ontology annotation, cellular component: nucleus. The coding region runs from base 916 to 2634 and encodes 572 amino acids. The transcript has 17 exons. Gene Ontology annotation, molecular function: DNA-binding transcription activator activity, RNA polymerase II-specific; RNA polymerase II cis-regulatory region sequence-specific DNA binding. Lineage: Eukaryota; Metazoa; Chordata; Actinopteri; Cypriniformes; Nemacheilidae. The record is from RefSeq and is a predicted model, not a curated record.